AUGGCGUCCAGCGUAGAUGCCAAGCUGAUGAGGCGGACUAAGUUCCCCCCUGAGUUCAGCAAGAAGGUAGAUAUGACCAAGGUCAAUAUCGAAGUUAUGAAGAAAUGGAUUGCAAGUCAAAUCUCCAAGAUAUUGGGGAACGAGGAUGACGUCGUUAUCGAGCUCUGCUUCGCGCAUCUUGAGGGGGCACGCUACCCCGAUAUUAAAUCUCUCCAAAUCCAACUCACCGGAUUUCUAGACAAAGAUACCGCCAAGUUCUGUCAGGAGCUGUGGUCGCUGUGCCUAAGCGGUCAGGCCAAUCCACAGGGCGUCCCGAAGGAACUCCUGGAAGCCAAAAAGCUUGAGCUCAUACAAGAGAAGCUCGAGGCCGAGAAAGCCAGCGAGGCACUUCGUCGCCGACGCGAACAAGACCAGAAUCGCGAACGAGAGCUGGACGAUGUGAGACGCCGCGAGCGACCAGACCGUGGACGUGGAGGAAGAGGUGGCGAUCGUGGAGAUCGCGGUGGCCGUGGAGGUCGAGGACGCGACUUCAACAGACGAUUCUCGCCUCCCAGAGACCGAAACCGCAGCCGCGACCGAUUCCGUGAGCCUCCAUUGCGACGCGACUUGGACUCCUACGUGCCACCUGGUAAUCGGCGCCGCCGAUCCUCUCGCUCUCCCCACGGCACCCGUUCUCCAUCUGGAACCCCAAAGCCGUCGUCCCCAUCUCGCCGAAACCGCGACGAACCACACCACAGACGACGCGAACGCCCAAGCAUCUCAGUCUCUCCCGAGCGACGCCGCGGAGGAGCGAGAAGGCGCAGCAGUCCGGAUUACGGUGACCGUGUUAAAGCAAGACCCAUUUCCCGCAGCCGUUCCCCGCGCUCACGUUCCCCCAGAGGAAACCGCCGCCGAAGCUCCGUCUCUCGCAGCCGCAGUGUAUCUCGCUCGCGAUCCCGCCGCCCGUCUGGACGUUAUGCCCGCCACGAUUCCCGUCGCUUAAGUCGCAGCCGCAGCCGCAGCCGCAGCCGCACCCCUGACCGUACCGGUACACGUGAUCGUGGUGAGAACCGUCGACGCCGCAGCCCCAGCGGUGAUCGGCGCCUUAGCCGCAGCCGCAGCAACAGCCCCAAGAAGGAUACUGACGGCAAGCGGCCGCUCUCUGUGGAAAGAGACAACCCUGAUGACAAACGACGCAAGAUGGCUGAUGAGAAUGAGGUCUCCUCUACCCGAACCCCUCCGAAAGCUGAUGAGCCGCCCAAAACUGAUGACAAUUCAUUCCUAUUUAAUACUAAGAAACCGCUUUCUGUUUGGACACAGUCGACUGCAUUCCGUGAGAAAUUACUCCGGGAGAGAUGUAUUGCUAUGCGUCGUCAGGCUGCCCAGAAGCCGAGCAGUGCCUCACAGCCAAAGCAGGACUAA
Molecule: messenger RNA, 1401 nt
Organism: Penicillium roqueforti
Lineage: Eukaryota; Fungi; Ascomycota; Eurotiomycetes; Eurotiales; Aspergillaceae
Product: PWI domain-containing protein
Exons: 6
Coding region: 1-1401 (466 amino acids)
Biological process (GO): mRNA processing; regulation of mRNA splicing, via spliceosome
Cellular component (GO): spliceosomal complex
Molecular function (GO): RNA binding
Source: RefSeq, a predicted model, not a curated record